AUCCAUGUGUUUAGCCCAUCAUAUUAGUUCAAAUGGGAAGAUCCCCAAAUCUGGAUCUGUCGAAUGGGUCAAGCUCCCAUAGGAUAUCUUGUUUCGUUUUUCCGGGUCCGCUUACCAUCAUGUAAUUGCGCUGCACCUAGUGGGUUCUUAAACCAGAAGAUAACAGUUCUGAGCAUUUAUAGCUCUUUCUUUCCAAGUUCCUCCAAGGGAAUGAAUGACGUUUGUACUAACAAGUGGCAAAUGCUGCUGUAGCAACUUGAGCCAAGGGGAAACGAGGUCACUGCUUUUAUACGUUGUGGCUUUUUGUGGCUAGUUUGUUAUUGGUCCUUUGGCUCUUUGUGAACUUUCCUUUAUUUUCGUUUGAGACUUUAAGACCUUGUUGAACCUAUUUGCUUAUUUAAUAAGAUGGCCAUAUGCAUCGUUCUGAUGCAGAGGCCGAGGAAUUCCCCCCUUUUCAAAAAAAACUCCAAAUUUCACAUUUUCUUCUUCCGAACGGGCCUAGAUAUUAAUACCUAAUUAGGAUAUAACUUUAAUAUGGUGAGUGGUAUCUCUUGCAAUAUAUCACAGCGAACAACAAAAUUAUAAUAUUAUGAAAGUAUUUCCAGACACAAAUCUUUGUAUAUGACUUUAAAGUUUCAACCAAAAUAGUUAUACAAUAUUGUUGCUCAAAGUUUUCAAAGUUUGACUUGAAACGAAAGUAAACAUUGUAACUUACUAGUCAUCCCCCUUUAUUUACUAGACAACACUAUGCAGUAUGAAUUGUGCCCCUCCUCUGUCAUUUCUCUCUCUUCCUUACCGGUUCCCAGCUCCUCCUCUUCAGUCUUCACUAAUACAUCGACACCAUCCAGCAUCCCAUAUACAUCCUUCCACCGCCGCUCCAGCCAUCUUUUUGUUAUCUUUGUCCGGCUGCUACCUCCUACCUCGCUCGACAUAUAUGUUGCACUGUUGUCGAUGGAGCGGCGUCAAACACCCUCCCAGCUGUGCAUCAAGGGCGAGCCCUCGCGAUGUCCACGUCGGCAACGGUACAAGACAAAAAGGUUCCCUUCGCCGAGAAGAAAGAGAGAAAGAGAUUGGCCAGCAGCGUAGCCCCCAGUCCCCAUCCCCAAUUCCUCUCCCUCUCCCUUUCCCUCGUCUGCCGCCGCCAGCCCCACCGCCGCCCUCCCCGCAGCCGCCGCCACCACCGGCGCCCAGGUGUGGCGCUGCUCUUCCCCACGGUCCUGACGGCAAGGCGGCGACAAGAGUUAGAAGGCGGACGCGGACAGCCCCGUCAGAUCUCGUCCCAAUGAAGUCAAGGACGAGCUCCACCCGGACGAUGUCGAUCCGCCCCCCUGCCACACUUCUCCAUCGCGUCACCAUAUUCGGAGGAGCCGCGACUUCUGCUCGCGCAUCUGCUCCUCCCGAAGUUGUCGCCAUCGGCAGGAGGAGUGCCGGACCGCGCGCCAACUCGAGGACCGCCGCUCCGGCGGACCGUUGUUUCUGGCCGCCGUCCGCCUCUGGUGCCCGGCACAGGAGCUUCCCGGCGCAGGCUUUGCACUACAGAGCAGUUGGUGGUAGGAAGGACAGAGGACGCGGAGAACUCAUGGUUAGGUGUACGGCGAGGGGAGGAGGAGGAAGCACUUCUCUGACAAGAUCCAUAGCCACCACUUCAUCAUCGGCGGCAACCCUCUGUAUUUCCAAUGGUAAGGAUACUGGACAGUGCCAAUUUUAGGUGUGGUAUACUCAAAAUUUUGCUGUAUCUUUUUUCACAAGUAUUUGCAACGGUAAGGAUAGUGGAUAGUGCCAAUUUUAGGUUGUGGUAUACUCAAGAUGAAUUGGUUCUCUUAGGAGAAAAAUAAGGAAGUCAGAGUUUUUGUGUUCUCAUUUAUAAGCUUGAUUUUUUUCCUAACUCAUGAUGCAGUGUAGUAAUGUUAUUCCGGACGCAUGCGAUUUACAAAAUAAAAGGAGUAGCAAAUAUCAUAUACCUGGUUAAGGGACUGGCUGGUUUCUGAUCCACUGCAAAUUGAGCAUUCUUUUGUGAAGGAAUAUUACACUAAAAAAGUUGUCAUCAGUAUAUAUCUCAAGAUGAAUUGUGUCACGGGAGCCGAUACGGCGGCAGACACAAGCAGAGCAAAGCGAAGCCGGCGCGACGGCCGGGCCCUCCAAGCACACAACCACUGCCUCCUCGCCAAAAUACGCUAGCCUGCAUCUACAAGAUUUUCAUGCUAUGGUGUUAUUGCAAUCCAGGAAAAAAAGGAACUUGCCCGUAUGGUGUUCACUAAAAAGAAGAAUCUGCUAAAAGGUUGGAUGUGGGCUGUACGUGGACAUGAACUUGUUCCUGGGAUUCAGAAGGGAGCACGUGCCAUGGAACUUCAAGAAGACGGAGAACCAUGUGUACCUCCAUGUCGUGCUUUGGCAGAAGCUGGAUGCCGACGAGUCAGAACCUGCUGAAGAAGCCACUCUGCUCACCAUUGGCACUUUCCGUGGGAAGUGAUAGCAAUGGAAGCGGAGUUGUAGCUCUUCUGAAAAUUGCAAGGAUCUUUUCACACAUCUAUACAAGCCCUAAGACCAGAAGCAAGUUUAAUCUUCUCUUUGGAUUAACAUCUGGCGGACCCUACAAUUAAAAUGGAACUAGCAAGGUUAUCAAUUUUUGUUACAGUGGCUUGAAAUUUUGACCAACAUGUGUGUGAUAUUAUUGACUAUGCAAUUUACUUGAAUAUCAUUGGUUCCUGGAGCAAUGAUCUCUGGAUGCAUGUAUCAAAGCCUCCAGAGAAGCCUUACAUCAAGCAAAUCUUUGAGACUACAUGCUGAACAAGUUUCAGAUUGAGGAGAGCCUGGUCCCAAGAUGUGCCUAAAUUUGUACAGGGAAUAAGGAACUACAAUGGCCGGUCUGAAGCUUAUGGGCUACGAUUUCGACUACGAGGAUUCCACGCCAGCGUGCACGGUAAAUUGCCAUAUGAGAAAUUGAAGCCGGACCCUGUCCUGAGGAACCUACUGCUUUCGAUGCCUCAAAAUCCCUCUGAUGUUUUUUGCUAAUCGCAUCAGCAAGGGGUCUGUGACAGUUAAAUGCUUCAGCAGUUACAGUUUGUUGUUGCACUGUAGAUAUUCACCAACUCUGACGAGGCUCACGCGGCCGCCCUCCUCUUGGUUAACUAAUUUCUGGUUCUUUUUGCUAAAUUCUAAUUUAAAAACAAAGCAGUAAGAAAUCAUGCAUGAUGUUUCAAGUAAAAAAAUAAAUAAAUGCAGCCUCGAGUGCUGAUCUAUGAAAUAGAUACCAUCAGGAAGGUCGUGCCUUCAAUUCAUCAUGUUCUUUGCAUGCCUAAUUUUCCUCUCAUCCUCUUUUAUUGUAUUCACAGUGUUUUUUUUUCUGGACAAUGGUUCUGCAUCUUUGCAGGAGGAUUAUCAGGCCUGAGUGACAUUUGUGGGAAAAAAAUCGUUCAAAGCUUGGUGUUCAUUGCUGUUAUUGUUCCUAAUUUGAAGGGGACUGAGAUUUCUACCUAGGAAAUUCAAGUUGUGUUACCUUCAAAUGAUCGGACAUCUGAAAUAAAUUAUAUGUUAGUAAGUCUAUUACUAAGACAAAGACAUUGUGUUCUUUUUCAUAAUUUUUCUGAAUUGUCUUGGAGAAGCAGGUAGGCAAUACUGAUGAAGCCCAGUCGUAUGAGCUGAGGGCUCAGACCGUCUCGCCGCGUUGGAUCUGAUCUUACAUGCAAAGCUGUUGAGCAGAUGCUGAUCAUUUAGUGUUGUGACAGUAAUAAGAGUUGUCCGUAUUUCUUCUUUCAUGUACUAUAAAUACAAGAGACAUAUGUGCUACACUACUUUUGGACAAACUGUAAUGGGUUGUCCUCGUUACAUGUACAACCAGUGUAAUGGAUCUGAGCUCAUAUUUUCUCUGCCGCUUUUGUGUUUAUAUA
Molecule: messenger RNA, 3887 nt
Organism: Triticum aestivum (bread wheat)
Lineage: Eukaryota; Viridiplantae; Streptophyta; Magnoliopsida; Poales; Poaceae
Product: atherin
Exons: 7
Coding region: 755-1708 (317 amino acids)
Source: RefSeq, a predicted model, not a curated record